UCUGCCAGAACGAGGCGGGGCAGUGAGGACUCUGCGACGCGUCCGCACCCUGCGGCCAGAGCGGCUUUGAGCUCGGCUGCGGCCGCGCUAGGCGCUUUUUCCCAGAAGCAAUCCAGUCGCGCCCGCUGGUUCUUGAGCGCCAGGAAAAGCCCGGAGCUAACGACCGGCCGCUCGGCCAUUGCACGGGGCCCCAAGCCGCAGAAGGACGGCGGGAGGGUAAUGAAGCUGAGCCCAGCUCUCCUAGGAAGGGGAGAGUGUGCCGGAGCAGCGUGGGAAAGAAGGGAGGAGUGUCGUUAAGUUUACGGCCAACGGUGGAUUAUCCGGGCCGCUGCGCGUCUGGGGGCUGCGGAAUGCGCGAGGAGAACAAGGGCAUGCCCAGUGGGGGCGGCAGCGAUGAGGGCCUGGCCAGCGCCGCGGCGCGGGGACUAGUGGAGAAGGUGCGACAGCUCCUGGAAGCCGGCGCGGAUCCCAACGGAGUCAACCGCUUCGGGAGGCGCGCGAUCCAGGUCAUGAUGAUGGGCAGCGCCCGCGUGGCGGAGCUGCUGCUGCUCCACGGCGCGGAGCCCAACUGCGCAGACCCCGCCACUCUCACCCGACCGGUGCAUGAUGCUGCCCGGGAGGGCUUCCUGGACACGCUGGUGGUGCUGCACAGGGCCGGGGCGCGGCUGGACGUGCGCGAUGCCUGGGGUCGUCUGCCCGUGGACCUUGCCGAGGAGCGGGGCCACCGCGACGUUGCAGGGUACCUGCGCGCGGCCACGGGGGACUGACGCCAGGUUCCGCAGCCGCCCACAACGACUUUAUUUUCUUACCCAAUUUCCCACCCCCACCCACCUAAUUCGGUGAAGGCUGCCAACGGGGAGCGGCGGAAAGCCUUAAGCCUGCAAGCCUGUCUGAGACUCACAGGAAGGAGGAGCCGACCGGGAAUAACCUUCCAUACAUUUUUUUUCUUUGUCUUAUCUGGCCCUCGACACUCACCAUGAAGCGAAACACGGAGAAUCAGAUUUCCAGGGAUAUUUCGGAGUGUGUGACAUUCCAGGGGUCGUUUGCUUUUCAGGGUUUUCUGAGGGAAAGUGCAUAUGAAAUCCUUGACCGGCCCUGGUGGCUACGAAUCUUCCGAUGGAUGAAUCUCCCACUCCAGCGCUGAGUGGGAGAAGGCAGUGAUUAGCACUUGGGUGGGGGCAGUCGAUGCGUUCACUCCACUGUCUGCUGAGGAGUUAUGGUGAACCCACAACUUAGGCCCUGGCAGCAGAAAGGAAAACCUGAAGACUGAGGACAAAGUGGACGAGGGCCGAGGUGGGCUUCAGUAAGGGCCCGGCGGCGUUUUAGUUUGGGCGCAUGGCAAGUCACAUGCGAAACGACACUCUGGAAGCCCUGGAGACCCGCGCCCAACUCCACCAGAUAGCAGAGGGGUAAGACAGGAUGUGCAAGCGACGACAGAUGCUAAAAUCCCUGGAUCACGACGCUGCAGAGUACCUAUGCACAGGGUGCUGGCCUUUGCUCUUACUACACUGAGGAGAGAUUCCCGCGGGUUCCGGAGGCAGACUACACAGGAUGAGGUGGUGGAGGGCGUGAGAGCAAUUGUAACGGUUAACUGUAACGUUUUCUUUCAUACACACACACACACACACACACACACGCACACACACGCACACGCACACACACAUGCUAGGAUGCGGAAAUCCCCUUAUGACUUGCUACUUUUUGAUUUUGUGAUAUUUUGUACUUUUUAGUUGUUCAGCAACUGUCUUAUUUAAUGGGGAGAUUUUAAGUAAUAUUAUAACUAGUGGCUCUCAGUUAAAAUGUGAGGAAGAACUACAGCUCUUAAAUGUAGCAAUAGCACUGUUGCAAAUUCAGUGCAAACGCCUAGAUUGCUUGCUUCUUAACCUAUUUAUUUCUUUGUUAAAUUUUUCUGAUUGUUUCUUUUAUAGAGUGUCUCAGGGUGCAGAGGUCAGACUAAGAAAUAUUCCAAAUGUCUUUUAGAAGAUAGAUGCACUUAUGCAGUAAAUUGUCUUGGGAUAUUUCCCAAAAGAUUGCUGAAAAAAUAGAUUGAGUAUAAAAACUUGAAAAUAUAUGAUGGCUCGUGGGACGUCCUACUGUCACUGAACAAACUAAAGGUGCACUGCUUUGGGAUUUAAUUUCCAGGAUUGCUUGAUCAUUAUAUCAUUGGAACAACUGAUACUUCACUGCUUUAAUAAAGAAUUAACAGAGAUUGAA
Messenger RNA from Nomascus leucogenys (northern white-cheeked gibbon), 2214 nucleotides. RefSeq names its product cyclin dependent kinase inhibitor 2B (gene CDKN2B). Gene Ontology annotation, cellular component: nucleus. NCBI's taxonomy places the organism in Eukaryota, Metazoa, Chordata, Mammalia, Primates, Hylobatidae. Gene Ontology annotation, molecular function: protein kinase binding; cyclin-dependent protein serine/threonine kinase inhibitor activity. Gene Ontology annotation, biological process: regulation of cyclin-dependent protein serine/threonine kinase activity; negative regulation of cell population proliferation. The record is from RefSeq and is a predicted model, not a curated record.